Messenger RNA from Coregonus clupeaformis (lake whitefish), 3803 nucleotides. Its product is annotated as glutamate receptor ionotropic, kainate 4-like. Gene Ontology annotation, biological process: synaptic transmission, glutamatergic; modulation of chemical synaptic transmission; monoatomic ion transport. Gene Ontology annotation, cellular component: presynaptic membrane; plasma membrane; kainate selective glutamate receptor complex. The record is from RefSeq and is a predicted model, not a curated record. The coding region runs from base 15 to 2861 and encodes 948 amino acids. The transcript is spliced from 19 exons. Gene Ontology annotation, molecular function: transmitter-gated monoatomic ion channel activity involved in regulation of postsynaptic membrane potential; kainate selective glutamate receptor activity. NCBI's taxonomy places the organism in Eukaryota, Metazoa, Chordata, Actinopteri, Salmoniformes, Salmonidae.
UGCUGCUCUUAGCCAUGUGUGCAGGGAGCAUAUCCAGCAAUCCAUUCACCUUGAGACUGGCUGCUGUUCUGGAUGACCCGAUGGAGUGCAGUCGUGGUGAGCGCCUGGCUAUCACCCUGGCCAAAGAGGGUAUCAACCGUGUUAGUAACCUCUCUGUGAUGGGCAAAGUGGAGGUGGACAUCUUUGAACUCCUGAGGGACAGCGAGUACGAGACAGGGGACACCAUGUGCCAGAUCAUCUCUAAGGGAGUAUUGGCAGUCCUGGGACCCUCUGCUAGCCCAGCUUCCGACGCCAUCAUCAGUAAUAUCUGUGGAGAGAAAGAGGUGCCCUACGUGAGGGUGGCCCCCGAGGACCUCCUGAGGGCCCGCUUCCCGCGCUUCUCGCCCCUCGACCUGCGGCCCACCAGUGCACAUGUCAGCCUAGCCGUGGUGGACCUGCUCUCCGUCUUCAACAGCACCAGUGCCUGUCUGCUCUGCGCCAGGGCUGACUGUUUGAUGAACCUGGAGCAGUUAUUGCGUCAGUUCCUUAUCUCCAAGGAGACGCUGACUGUGCGUGUGCUGGAUGACAGUCAGGACCCCAUGCCUGUUCUAAAAGAGAUCCGCAACGACCAGACUGACACCAUCAUAGUGGACGCCAACGCCACGGUGUCCCACCUCAUCCUGGAACGGGCGUCAGAGUUGGGGAUGCUGUCUGUCUACUACACCUACAUCUUCACCACAAUGGAGUUCUCUCUGCUGCAGUUGGACGACAUCCUUGUGGAGCGCUGGGUCAACAUCCUUGGCUUCUCUGUCCUCAACCACAACCAUCCUUACUUCCCCGACCUCCUCCUCAGCCUCAACCGCUCCUGGCAGGAAAACUGUGACCACGCCCCUUUCACUGGGGUCCCGCUCUCCCCAGCCCUGCUGUAUGAUGCCGUGCAUGUGGCGGUGUCCGCUGUGAGGGAGCUCAACCGCAGUCAGAGCGUGGGCGCCACACAGCUCACCUGUCAAUCAUCCAAAAUCUGGGAGCAUGGCACCAGCCUGAUGAACUACCUAAGGAUGGUAGAAUUGGAAGGUCUAACUGGGCACAUAGAGUUCAACAGCAAAGGCCACCGCUUCAACUACGCCCUGAGGGUCGUGCAGAGCAGCUCAGAGGGGCUAAGGCAGGUUGGUGAGUGGCAUUCGGAGCAUGGUCUGUCCAUGGAGAGCGACAUCAACCUCCACAUCGUGGCCGGCACCAUCUUCAACACCACCCUCACCAUCACCACCAUCUUGGAGAACCCCUAUGUGAUGCUGAGGCCCAACCACCAGGCCCUGGAGGGCAACGAGCGCUACGAAGGAUUUUGUGUGGACAUGCUGCAAGAGCUGGCCGAGCUGCUGCACUUCAGCUACCGUCUGCGGCUGGUGGCAGAUGGCGUGUACGGCGUGCCCGGCGCCAACGGCACCUGGACGGGCAUGGUGGGCGAGCUCAUCUCCAGGAAAGCUGACCUGGCUGUAGCGGGGCUCACCAUCACCUCAGAGAGAGAGAAGGUCAUUGACUUCUCCAAACCCUUCAUGACCCUGGGCAUCAGCAUCAUGUACACAGCACACAUGACCCGUCGACCAGGCUACUGGUCCUUCCUAAACCCCUUCUCUCCAGGCGUAUGGCUUUUCAUGCUGCUGGCCUACCUGAUUGUCAGCUGUGUGCUCUUCCUAGUGGCCAGGCUAACGCCGUAUGAGUGGUGUAGUACUGAGCCAUGCUUGCGGGGGCGCUGUAAGCUGGUGCUGAACCAGUACACUCUGGGAAACAGUCUGUGGUUCCCUGUAGGGGGGUUCAUGCAGCAAGGCUCAGCCAUCACCCCCCAUGCCCUGUCCACACGCUGCCUCAGCGCUGUCUGGUGGUUCUUCACCCUGAUCAUAGUGUCCUCCUACACAGCCAACCUGGCUGCCUUCCUCACCGUUCAGAGGAUGGAGGUGCCCAUCGAGUCUGUGGAUGACCUGGCAGACCAGACCAUCAUAGAGUAUGGCACCAUGCAGGGAGGCUCCACCAUGACCUUCUUCCAGAACUCACAGUACCAGACCUACCAGCGCAUGUGGAACUUCAUGCAUGCCAAGCAAACCAGUGUGUUUGUGAAGAGCACGGAGGAAGGCAUCGACCGGGUGCUCAACUCCAACUACGCCUACCUGUUGGAGAGCACCAUGAACGAGUACUACCGCCAGCGCAACUGUAACCUCACACAGAUAGGAGGACUGCUGGACACCAAGGGCUACGGCAUCGGCAUGCCACUGGGCUCAGUGUACCGGGACGAGAUCGACCUGGCCGUACUCAAACUCCAAGAGGACAACAGGCUGGAGAUCCUUAAGCGGAAGUGGUGGCAGGGAGACAAGUGUUCCAAAGAGGAGGACCAUCGAGCACAGGGUCUGGGCAUGGAGAAUAUAGGUGGGGUCUUUGUUGUCCUGUUGUCUGGUCUACUGCUGGCUGUGUUCAUGGCGGGGCUGGAGUUCGCCUGGGUGCAGCAACAUUCGCCGAGGUCAGAGUUCUCCAUGUGUACAGAGAUGCUGAGGGCUCUCCAUGGGAUCCUGCUGUGCGAGGAGAGUAUGGCACUGCAUGUUUUAGGAGGCCCAGGGACAUUACUACAGACACACACUCCACUCCCAGAGGAGCGUGGCGGGCCCAGGACAGCCACUUGCACCCUCAGUAAUGGCAUGGUGUGCAGGAUGGACAACAGUAGCAGCGGUCCUAUGGAGUCACUGUCUCAUAGACUGGCACAGGAAGUCAUUUUGGGUCCACGGGGCUGCACUCACGUCCGCAUCUGCCCAGAGUGCAGGGGAUAUAAAGGACUGCGGGUGCAAACACUGCCGCCCAGAGAACACUCACCAGACCUCAGAGAGGAGAAUGUUUAGUGCAGCGUUGCCCAACUGGCGGUCCUCGGAUGAUUUUAUUUGGCCCUGAAGUUUCUGAGCAAAAAUACAUGUAUUAUUUAUUGUUGGACAUAAGACUGAAAACACCAGCAAAUCAGCUCCAAGUGAUUUUAAUGUUGGAAACCUGUUCCAAAGUAUUCCCACGCGUAAUAGCGAUAUGUGAUCAUAUACAAAUGUAAAAGCACGGUUUGAAAUGAUGUUUGAGUCAAAUAUAUUUGUUUGGGCUUCUUGCAGUUUACAAAUGAUUUGUAAUUAUGUUCUGGCCCCCUGACCAUCCGCUCAACAUAAAAUCAGCCCAUGGCUGAAUCUAGUUGAUGAUCCCUGGUUUAGUGAUCCCUGACCACUGAGGUGUAUAUGUUUGAACUAGAGACAGCGUCCAUUGUUUUAAAUAUAAUCUACUCACGUUCACAUAUGCCGUUUCGUGAUUGUCUAGAUCGGGUUUUAUAGAGCCAAUUACGCCUGCGCAUUAGCACUGUGCGCACUGGAGCAGUGACGAUGUCAUCACGUCAUCCAGAAACAGACAGUGGAGUCUUUGGCUGUGAUUGAUAAAAUAAAAUAAAUACUUUCAUAAUUUAAUGGAUGUUUUGUGUACAACGGUGAUGACUAAAGUGUCUUACUUGCAAUUUUCAAAUUUGACUUCUCCACGGCUCUUUUUGGACUUGACUUCAGCUAAACUGCAAUACCGAAUGUGUCCUCUGGGUUCAGUGGAAAGCGUGCUUCCAGACUGGAACCCUGGGGCCUUAGUACUGACCCUGAGCCACUUGUCGGUCUUUGCACUUUAUUUCAUUAGAUGAGACAUCAGGUCUGAAAUUGACACACCUGCGUUUCGCCAUCCUCAAUCUUUGGGUUCAGGGGUUAUUACCCGCUCUGAAAUGAAGCCUCUGUCCUGGGGAGGAAAAAGCAUGACUGGUGGCCUGGUCAUAC